This is a messenger RNA of Strigops habroptila (Kakapo), 11129 nucleotides long. It is a transcript of the gene DVL3, whose product is annotated as dishevelled segment polarity protein 3. Gene Ontology annotation, molecular function: frizzled binding. NCBI's taxonomy places the organism in Eukaryota, Metazoa, Chordata, Aves, Psittaciformes, Psittacidae. The transcript has 18 exons. The record is from RefSeq and is a predicted model, not a curated record. The coding region runs from base 185 to 2380 and encodes 731 amino acids. Gene Ontology annotation, biological process: intracellular signal transduction; canonical Wnt signaling pathway. Gene Ontology annotation, cellular component: cytosol.
ACCCGGAGAACAAGGGGCGCGGGAGGACUGGGCGUACGGAGGCCGCAGCCGGGCCGGGGCGCGGGCGGGGGCCGGGCCGGGCCGCGUGGGGGCCGGGGCCGGGGCGGCGGCCGGGGGUCGCGGGCCGCGGCGUGCCGGGGGCGGAGGCGCAGAGGCGGAGGCCUGGUGGCCGGGCAGGGGCGCCAUGGCGGCGGCCGAGACGAAGAUCAUCUACCACCUGGACGAGCAGGAGACGCCGUACCUGGUGAAGCUGCCGAUCCCGGCCGAGCGCGUCACCCUCGGCGACUUCAAGGGCCUCCUCAACCGCCCCAACUACAAGUUCUACUUCAAGUCCAUGGACGACGACUUCGGGGUGGUGAAAGAAGAGAUCUCUGAUGACAAUGCCAAGCUUCCUUGCUUCAACGGCCGGGUGGUGUCGUGGCUGGUGUCUGCAGAGGGUUCCCAUUCAGAUGCCGGCUCGGUCUGUGCUGAUAACCAGACGGAGCUGCCACCCUCCAUGGAGCGCACAGGAGGAAUUGGAGACUCCAGGCCUCCCUCUUUCCACCCUAACACUGGGGGGAGUCGAGAAAACUUGGACAAUGAGACAGAGACGGACUCGGUGGUGUCAUCCCAAAGGGAACGACCUCGUCGGACAGAUGGCCCUGAGCACGCACCCAGGGUGAAUGGGACAGUAAAGGGAGAGCGGCGCCGAGACCUGGGCGGGUAUGAGAGCUCCUCCACACUCAUGAGCAGUGAGCUGGAGACCACCAGCUUCUUCGAUUCAGAUGAAGAUGACUCCACCAGCAGGUUUAGCAGUUCGACAGAGCAAAGCAGUGCUUCCCGUCUAAUGAGGAGACACAAGCGACGCCGGCGGAAACAGAAAGCUCCACGCAUUGAGCGGUCAUCGUCUUUCAGCAGCAUCACAGACUCCACCAUGUCCCUGAACAUCAUCACAGUCACACUGAACAUGGAGAAAUACAACUUCCUGGGCAUUUCUAUUGUGGGACAGAGCAAUGUGCAUGGGGAUGGAGGCAUUUAUAUUGGCUCGAUCAUGAAGGGCGGCGCUGUGGCAGCUGAUGGCAGGAUUGAGCCAGGAGACAUGCUCUUGCAGGUAAAUGACAUCAACUUUGAGAACAUGAGCAAUGAUGAUGCUGUGCGAGUGCUGAGGGAGAUUGUGCACAAGCCGGGGCCCAUCACCCUGACCGUGGCCAAGUGCUGGGACCCCAGCCCCCGGGGCUGCUUCUCGUUACCCAGGAUUGCUCCCCAGCGGAUCUGGGCUGGGCCAGACUCUCCAUGCUCCGAUCCGGGUGAGCCCAUUCGGCCCAUUGACCCGGCAGCCUGGGUGUCUCACACGGCAGCGAUGACCGGCACCUACCCAGCGUACGGUAUGAGUCCAUCCAUGAGCACAAUCACUUCCACCAGCUCCUCCAUCACCAGCUCCAUACCAGAGACUGAACGCCUCGAUGACUUUCACCUGUCCAUCCACAGUGACAUGGCCACCAUUGUCAAAGCCAUGGCCUCACCAGAGUCAGGCCUGGAGGUGCGUGACCGCAUGUGGCUGAAGAUCACCAUCCCCAAUGCCUUCAUUGGUUCGGAUGUGGUGGAUUGGCUCUACCACCAUGUGGAGGGCUUUACAGACCGUCGUGAAUCCCGCAAAUAUGCCAGCUAUCUGCUGAAGGCUGGCUACAUCCGACAUACCGUCAACAAGAUCACCUUCUCGGAGCAAUGCUAUUACAUCUUCGGGGACCUCUGUGGAAACAUGGCGAAUCUGUCUCUUCACAAUCAUGAUGGCUCCAGCGGUGCCUCUGAUCAGGACACUUUGGCUCCGCUCCCCCACCCAGGAGCCGCACCCUGGCCUAUGGCUUUCCCAUAUCAGUAUCCACCUCCUCAUCCAUACAACCCCCACCCCGGCUUCCCUGAUCCAGGAUACAGCUACGGAGGGGGCAGUGCAGGCAGCCAGCACAGUGAAGGGAGCCGGAGCAGUGGUUCCAAUCGCAGUGGCAGCGAGAGAAGGAAGGAGAGAGAGAAGACCGGGGAGUCCAAGUCAGGCGGCAGCGGGAGCGAGUCGGACCACACCACGAGGAGCAGCAUGCGGCGUGAGCGCGCAGCCAGCGAGCGCUCGGUGCCAGCCAGCCAGCACAGCCAGCGCAGCCAGCACUCGCUGGCUCACAGCAUCCGCAGCCACCACAGCCAGCAGUCGUAUGGGCCGCCCGGCCUGCCCCCUCUCUUCAGUCCCCCCAUGUUGCUGAUGCCUCCACCACCUUCAGCCAUGGGACCCCCUGGGGCGCCACCGGGCCGUGACCUGGCCUCUGUGCCCCCCGAACUGACAGCCAGUAGACAGUCCUUCCGAAUGGCCAUGGGCAACCCCACAAAGAAUUACGGGGUGUUUGACUUUCUCUGAGCCUGCCGCCCAUAGGGGGGAGAGCUGGAGCGCGGCGUGGCCCGACAGGAGGACACGGAGCUCCAAGGGCGCUGGGCACGCGUGGCGCUGAAGAUGGCUUCUUUCCUCCUCCUUGCGAAGACACCCUGCCCUUCCUGCAGCCCUGAGAGGGGAGCAGGGACCAGCCUUCCCUAAGAGUUUCAAAUCCCCUUGUAAUUGCCUUUUGGCUAAUGCGUGAAUGUUGCAGGGCUUCAGUGCCUCCAGGCAGCGGAGAGAUGCUGCCAGUUCCCUCUUGCCUUCCUUCUCUUGCCCACACGCUGGGCCAGGUCCAAGCCUGGCCCUGCCUCAUCGCAGGACCCUCUUUCACCUUGCCCCUGUCUUGGGGCCGUAGCUCUGCAUUCAGCCCGGAGCUGUGCUUGGUGCCUGUGCACAGUCCUGCACAACUCAGGGCCCUUCACCUGCCCUUGGGUACUUGGUGGGGUUUAAGGGCAGAGUUCUGCUCCCUCUGGUCGCUCUUUGCCCCCCUGCCUGCGACACGCUGCUGCCUGUCCCGUUUGUAGGGGCUGUCCCAUGCCUGGGGCAGGCGGUUAUAGCUGUGGCCUUCUCCUUCCUGCUGUUGAGCAAUGUGACAUCUUUAGGGGCCAGCAUGGACGUAGAAGAUGAGAGGGGCACAGCUGUUUUGGUUUCGUGCUUUGGGAAAAUGUGGAUGUUCCCUAUAUGUGCCCUAUGAAGCAUAUGAGUCUGCCUCCCCUGUUUCUCAGUACCUUGAGUGCUGCUGGCCUGGCUGUUGGGAGGGAUGAGUUUCUGGGACGGAGCUGGGAUGGCCCCGCUCACUCUGGGCUGUGAACUGUGCGCAGUGGCAGCACAAGCUCUCCAGGGAGGGCGGCAGCAGCCUGGACUGUGCCUCUGAGCUCAGGGCCUGCAGAUACACUGGGACAAUUGAAUCCAUUUGCUCCAGCGCUCCCUACCCUUUUCUUCCUCUUCUGGGUACUCAGAGACAUGCCCUGGGUUGGGGGCAGCCCCCUUCCCAUGCCCAGGUACAGUACAUGCACGGUACAGUACAGACACGCUCCACCCUGCUCCUGUUGGUGCUGGUGCCCGGCGCCCUCUCCUGCUGCUGCGCCGUGGCUUUCUCUGCAGGCGUUGCCUCUGUUUGUCCUUCCUCUGCGGUUUUUAGAUGCUGGAGAUUAAAUAUAUUUUACUCCUCUGGGGUCAGUGUUGCCCCUGUAACACCUCUGCCAGCUCUCACGUGCCAUCAGUUCAUCUCUUCAUGACCCCUAAAGCCUCUCCUUUCUGUCAUCCUGCCUGGAGUUGCGCUCUGCCAUCCAUCUAUCACUGAAAUACAGGAAAAUAACCUCUCCAUUAUGGAGGACAGGUUAGAAAGCUGACAUUACGGUACAGGGGGGAUCGCUCUGCCUAUCGUUCACACCGAGAAGGGACAGUUUACAGCUUACAUACAUUUAUUAUAUAUAUUUAUUCAUCAUCAUUCCUCAAAGUGCCCACCCAAUUCCCAUUACUCAUUGCAUGUGAUAAUCUGGGUAGAUAAGGCCGCGGCGCAGGCGCUGUGAAUUCAAGGAAUGGUCUUUGGGCGCUGUUUCGGGAGAAAUACCCGCACUCUUUUUACCCUUUUAUGGAAAUCCCUUAUUGAAGAACAUUGGAAUACUUGUUUAGUCUCGGCAAUUAACUACAUGUUCUUGUUUGGGCAAAUUCGUGACCCUGAGAGGCUUCUUCAGCUGUUUUCUCUUGCAGCUGUUUACCUGUUUCUCAGGCCUUAUUGAAACGAGGAAGGCCCACAUCCAUUUAAAGGAAAACAUCUGGUCCUCUUGUUGCAUGCCUGCCUUAUCUUGAGAGUCCCUGUAGCCUUGUCCAUGACUAUGUCUCUGUACACAAUGCAAUACUUGUUUAAUUCGGUAUCAAUUCCCCCCUUUGGAAGUAUUAGCUAUUUCUCAAAUUACUUCCACAACUGUUUUUCUGUUUCCCUCUUUGCACAUCCUGUACAAACAGGGACUAUUAAAAUUGCAACUAUUAUCAUAGUAAGGUAGCGAACCAUUCCUUUAGGGACCACGCUCCAAAGGAUUGUAAAAUUUUGUUUAACCAAUUAGUUUCGGCAGAAUAUGUCACUGCCUCUGUCUACAGCUUUGUUCUUUGUCCAAAAAGUAGGAUGCGUUUGCUGCUUCCAAUGUUUUAGUCAAAUUUUCAAAAUGCUCUAUGACUCGAGAUCUUUGACUUAAAUCUAUGAGAGAUUUAAGGAAAUGAUACCCCAUGGGAUAGGUUCUCCUGCAGCAUGAAGGAUAGGUAAACAGUCUCUCUAGUUAAAUUAUGCAUUUACCCAACCCCCUGUACCAAUUUCAGGAUCAAGUUAUCUCUUGGUUGGCUCGCUGAACAGGCCUCUGCAAAUAGAAAUUAAGCGAUCCCAGUCAAUGUCUGGUCAGCUUUAGGCGCGUCGGUCCUGUGGCUUUGGCGGCCCAUUCUGGUGUCAAUGAAGGUUUGACCCAACUGUAAUGAACCCAUGUGUCUACUCCCUGUACUUCGACGGCAGCGUUAGUUGUCAGCAAUACCAGGUAUGGUCCCUUCUUAUUUCUUGAAGGGGUUCUUUGAUCCAAGUUUUGAUGUAGAUGCAGUCUCGGGGCUCGUAUUUAUGAGCAGUAAUGUCCAAAAUCAUGGGUGCCACCAAUACAAUGUACCUGUGGAGAGAGGACAACACCUUCCAUGGGGACAGAAUGUAUUGGUUAGGUAAUGAUCUCCAAUAAUCUGUUCAUUUACUUUCUGUGAUUUGAUGUGGUUGCCCAUAUAGUAUUUCAUAUGGGCUUAAUUUUUCUUUUGACACCGGUCUGACUCUAACUCUUAACAAGGCUAGAGGUAACACAUCUGGCCAUUUCAGAUAUGAUUCUUGGCAAAUCUUACUAAUUUGUUUCUUCAAACUCUGAUUGAUUCUUUCUACUUUCCCACUAGACUGGGGCCUCCAAGGGGUAUGCAAAUCUCAAUCCCCAUUACCUUGGAUAGAUUUUGUACAAUUUCAAUGAAAUGUGAAGCCCUAUCAGAUGGCAUUGCUAUAGGUACCCUAAAUCUUGGAAUUAUUUAUUUUAACAACAUUUUUACUGCUUCUCUGGCCUUAUUGGUGUGACAAGGGAAAGCCUCCAGCCAACUAGAAAACACAUCUACUAGUUCCAAUAUAUACCUGAGCCUGUUUUGCCAUGGCAAGUCUGUAAAAUCUACUUGCCGUUAGUGUCCUGGACAAUUGUCUUUCUUUGUUUUUGCAGGUGGGCAUCUUUUAGCAUGGUAAGAAUUGUUUCAUAAGCAAAGUUCACACUUCUUUACAAGAGUUUUUAUAAUUCCCACCAUUCACACACUCAGAACAUGGAGUUUUAAAGCCUCAGUCAUUGAUUCUGUUCCCCAAUGAGUUGCCUGGUCUUUUUCCUCAGCUAUUUUUCUUGUAAGAGGCUGAGGAAUUAUUACUUGCCUGUUUGGUAUAACCCACCAUCCUUCAUUGUUCUUCUUGGCUCCUAAUAGCCUUCCCAAUUUCUCAUCCUCUGUUUGAUAUCUUGGAACUUCAUUAUGCAAGCACUGAUACUUAUGGGGCAAUAUUAAUGAAAGGUCCAUGCCUGCAGCUUCUUUGGCUGUUUUAUCAGCAAGGCAAUUGCCAUUAUUCACUGGAGUAUUACGUAAUUGAUGUGCCUUGCAAUGCAUUAUUGCUACUUUCUGGGGUAGCUGGACUCCUUUUAACAAUUCUUGUAUUAUUUGUCCAUAUUAUAGGGAACCCCUGAGAAAUUAAUAAUCCCCUUUCCUUCCAUACGGCCCAAUGGGCAUGAACAAAGAGCAAAUUUUGGCUCUGUCCACAUGUGAAUGGUUUUACCUUCUGGCAAUUCCAAAGCUCUCAGCAGCGCAAUCAGCUUGGCUUUCUGCACUGAUGUGGUGGGGGCCAGGGCUUUGCCCUCUAUUACCUCAUGUUGGGUUACCACAGCGUAUCCUGCUUUCCGGUUUCCAUUUUUCACGAAGCUGCUACUACCCACAAACAGCUCCCAGUCCAUGUCGUUCGAAGGGGUAUCUCAUAAGUUGGUACGAGUGGAAUACACCUGCUCUCAAUAGUCUGUAAACAGUUGUGAGUCAGUUCUCCUGCUUCUGGGUCGGUUGUCAAAAACACUGCUGGGUUCAAGAGGUUAGUUACUUUCAAUUCUGCAUCCUCCUGUUCCAAAAGCAUGGCCUGAUAUUUUAACAUCCUGCUUGGGGAAAGCUGAUGUCUGCUUUUCUGUUCCAGGAUGCUUGUUACCAUGUGAGGUACAAAUACAGUCAACUUUUGUCCCAAAGUAUUCAAUAAAAUUUUCUAUUAAAGGCUCUAGUCCUUUCCUUGCUUCCAGUUUGAUAGGAUAUUUUUUCUGUCUUACCAGUCUGGCGUUUGGUUUCAGAUGAAUAGUUACUGGUUCCACAUUUCGUGAUCAGCCCAGGGCUCCAGUAGCCCAUACCAGUGGAGUGACUGUGUUCUCCACUUCCUCUGGUAUAUCCAGCUCAGUGGAUGGUUUCUGUAACAUAAGAACUUGGGCCUCCACAGCCUUUUCCUCAGGGAUAUGUAUCUGGAUUUUAAUUUCUUUAAUCAUAAUUUGUGCAUGUAAUUUACUCAGUAUAUCCCUACCCAAUAAUGGCACGGGGCAUUCAGUCAUGUAAGGAAAUUGAUAGGUCAACAUCCAUUUGCCUAUUUCAAAGGUUGAAAGAAAGGCCGGUUUUCUUUCUGCCCUGUGGCGCUAAUGACUGAAGCCGUUUAUUUGCUUAAUUGUCCUUUGCAAGUAUUCAUAACAGAAUAGGUAGCUCCUGUAUCUGCAAGGAAUUUUACCUUAUCAUUUCCCAACCUAGGUAACCAAGGGCUCUGUUGGGGAGGGUUUUGAAUCUUCCCCCACUCCUCCUUAGUCUUCAUCUAAAAUCAUUGUUUUUGCCGCCUGUCCAGACAUUUCACUAAAUCCUUGGUGUCUAUUUUUACCAUGAGGGCAUUCCCUCUUCCAGUACCCCCUCUGUUUACACAUCGCACACUGAUCCUUUUCUAAGGGAACUCACACAGUCUGUUCACAAACAUUUCCAUGUAAUCCUUCCCUCUGACCUUUCCCUCCCAGGCUGUUCCCCCCUUUCCUGGUUUCCUGUGUGAUAGCUACAGCCAACAAUUUUCUUUCCCUACACUUUUCCUUCCUUUCCCUCUGCCUUCCAACAACCUUUCUGUUAUUGUAUGCUUUCCAGGCUGUCUACAGCAGUUCCUUGAGAGCCCAAGAAUCUGUCCCUUCCAGCUUUUGCAGCUGGCAUUUAAUGUCUGGAUUUGAUUGACCAAUAAAAAUACAAGAUAACUGUGCUGCAUCAUCUUCUUUUUCAGGCUCCAAAGCAGUAUACUUCCUAGCUGUUGCCAUAAGUUUUUAGUAAAAAGCAGGCGGAGUUUCCGCUUUCCCCUCUACUACUUGAUGUAAUUUUGACCAAUUCUUUGCUUUAGGAAUCACGUUUCAUUCCAAACAAACUCAACUGUUGGUACCAGGUUAAUAAAUACCGCUGGGCCGGAGUAUUUGGAUCCCAGUUAGGAUCUGUGGAAGAAAAGUGGUCGUCCACUGACCCCUGCUGGGCCCCCUGCAGAAGGAUCCUUUCUGCCUCUUGCUUUUGCCAGCACCACGCUUUUGUCAUCAUAUGUCACUAAAGUAUCCAGUAUUACCUGUAAAUCAUUCCAGUCUGGAUCUUUUGUUCUAAUAAUCGUCUCCAUUACCUUAGAGACUUGCUCAGGAUCUUCCCUAUAGGUCCUGGCUAACUUUUUCCAGGCUCGUAAAUCUGACACAGAAAACAGCAUCUUGAUAGUCACCAGUCCCUUCGCCCCUACUCCCUGGUGUAAGGGAGCUCGAAUGUUUAGGGGAGCACUUCCCCUUGUUCGCCUUGCAAUGAGGCUAAAGCUUUCACUCCCAGCAUAGUGGCUUUCCUCCCCCUCUGAGCCUGAAUCUGCCCCCCACCCUCGUUCCCUUUGCCCUACUCUACCUUUUUGCCCAACCAAUAAUUCCACAUCCUCUUCUUCCUGCUUAUAUUUAACACACCGCCUACCAAUACUACAUGCAGAACAUCUCUUGAGUGGUUUCUUCUUACCCUUUUCCAAUGCUAAUAAUAUGGGGUCUUUAGGUAUAUGCAUACAUUCCUUUCACAAAUCUGAACUGUUCUGCAAAUCAAAGAAUAAAUUCAUCUCACUUUCCCUUCCCUCAGCAAAACAGCAUCAAUUGCAAAAUUGUAACACAAUCAAACAGUCCCAUUAACAGGCCAUUUCUUCUGACCUUCUAACUUAUACAGUGGCCACCAGUGAUUACAAUAUUCAAUGAGCAAUUCGAGAUCCCUUCUCCCAGGGAUUGCGAAGAUUGUCAUGCACCCAUUAUGAUGCCCGAAAUUGCAAAACCUGAUCUGUACUCUGGGCAUCCCUGUAGUAGCAUACAGCUUUACCCAAUGCUGGCAGCAAACCUGUACCAAACCCUUCUAGCCCAGCACUGCAUAUUAUCACCAAGAGCAACUUAUGUGCAGGCAAAAACCUUAAAGUAAUGUCUUUACCUGUCUCCCAGAGGGAAAUGUGCAGAGUAUUCACCAGACCAGGGAAUAGGAAAAUCUCCCCAAAAAACUUUGGUGUGCGCUGGAGCUCUGGCAAUUCCUCUGGUCUGCUGAAAUCCUGACACAGGUUCCCAUCUGGGUCACCAAAAACUGUCACCAAAAUCUGGGGAAUAAUCUCUCCAUCCAGAAGGAUCAUCCAUCCAGGUUAGAAAGCCAACAUUGCUUUAUUAUGGUAUAUAAUAUAUUAUAUAAUACUUACAGGGGAGAUCACUACGCCUAUUGUUCACACAAUGAAGAGACAGUUUACAGCUCACAUACCUUCAUUAUAUACAUAAUCACUGUCAUUCCGCAAAUUGCCUACCCAAUUCCCAUUACUCAUUGCAUAUGGUAAUCUGGGCAGAUAAGGCCACGGCGCAGGCACUGUGAAUUCAAGGAAUGGUCUUUGGGGGUCGUGGUGGUGAGCUGGAGAGAAACGCUCUCACUCAUUUUACCCUUUUGUGGAAAUCUGUUCUUUAGGGAUAUUGGAAUACUUGUUUAGUUUUGCCAGUUAACUACAUGUUCUUGUUUGGGCAAAUUCGUGACCCUGAGAGGCUGCUUUAGCUGUUUUCUCUUGCAGCUGUUUACCUAUUUCUCAGGCCUUAUCGAAACGAGGAAGGCCCACAUCCAUUUAAAGGAAGACAUCUGGUCCUCUUGUUGCAUGCCUUCCUUAACUUGAGAGUCCCUGUAGCCUUGUCCAUGACUAUGUCUCUGUACACAAUGCAAUACUUGUUUAAUUCGGUAUCACAUCUGUUGUAUGGGCUGCCCGGACUCCCCCCUCUCUUCAGCCCCCCCAUGUUGCUGAUGCCUCCACCACCUUCAGCCAUGGGGCCCCCUGGGGCACCGCUGGGCCCUGACCUGGCCUCUGUGCCCCCCGAACUGACAGCCAGUAGACAGUCCUUCCGAAUGGCCAUGGGCAACCCCACAAAGAAUUACGGGGUGUUUGACUUUCUCUGAGCCUGCCGCCCAUAGGGGGGAGAGCUGGAGCGCGGCGUGGCCCGACAGGAGGACACGGAGCUCCAAGGGCGCUGGGCACGUGUGGCGCUGAAGAUGGCUUUUUUCCUCCCCCUUGCGAAGACACCCUGCCCUUCCUGCAGCCCUGAGAGGGGAGCAGGGACCAGCCUUCUCUAAGAGUUUCAAAUCCCCUUGUAAUUGCCUUUUGGCUAAUGCGUGAAUGUUGCAGGGCUUCAGUGCCUCCAGGCAGCGGAGAGAUGCUGCCAGUUCCCUCUUGCCUUCUCUUGCCCACACGCUGGGCCAGGUCCAAGCCUGGCCCUGCCUCAUCGCAGGACCCUCUUUCACCUUGCCCCUGUCUUGGGGCCGUAGCUCUGCAUUCAGCCCGGAGCUGUGCUUGGUGCCUGUGCACAGUCCUGCACAACUCAGGGCCCUUCACCUGCCCUUGGGUACUUGGUGGGGUUUAACGGCAGAGUUCUGCUCCCUCUGGUUGCUCUUUGCCCCCCUGCCUGCGACACGCUGCUGCCUGUCCCGUUUGUAGGGGCUGUCCCAUGCCUGGGGCAGGCGGUUAUAGCUGUGGCCUUCUCCUUCCUGCUGUUGAGCAAUGUGACAUCUUUAGGGGCCAGCAUGGACGUAGAAGAUGGCCCCACUCCCUCAGGGCUAUGAACUGCACCUGGUGGCAACAGAAGUUCUUCAGGGAAGGAGGCUGCAGCUUGGACCGAGGCCUCUGAGCUCAGGGCCUGCAGACGUGCCAGGAGCCAAGCAUGAUACAACACAGACACACUCCACCCUGCUCCUGCUGGUGCUGUUGGUUGCUGCUCCUCCCGGCGCCCGCUCCUGCUGCUGCGCCGUGGCUUUCUCUGCGGGCGUUGCCUCUGUUUGUCCUUCCUCUGUUUGCAGUUUUUAGAUGCUGGAGAUUAAAUGUAUUUUACUCCUCUGGGGUCUGUGUUGCCCCUGUAACACCUCUGCCAGCUCUCACGUGCCAUCAGUUCAUCUCUUCGUGACCCCUAAAGCCUCUCCUUUUUGUCAUCCUGCCCGAAGCAGAGCUCUACCUGCCAGCUAUCCAUCCUCCACCCCCUGAUAUCAGCACUUGUGAGCUGCCGCCAGCCCCCCCCUACCUCCCGAUGCCCAGCAGCAGCCUGCCUCACCACUGCUCAUGCCCUUGCCCCCCCCACCCGCUGGGUUUUAUAAAAACAAAGCCAAUCUCCUCGUUUUUAUUUAUAAACACACUUUUACUGGA